This is a messenger RNA of Agrilus planipennis (emerald ash borer), 556 nucleotides long. RefSeq lists its product as uncharacterized. The coding region runs from base 66 to 548 and encodes 160 amino acids. The transcript has 10 exons. The record is from RefSeq and is a predicted model, not a curated record. NCBI's taxonomy places the organism in Eukaryota, Metazoa, Arthropoda, Insecta, Coleoptera, Buprestidae.
UUUUUGGUAUAUAAGCAGCAAAACAGAUACUUAUUCAUCAAGCGUGAAUAGUGUUAAUCAACAAAAUGCCUAAAACCAUUCUAUUCUUUUUUGCACUUGUUUGCAUUUCUGGUGUCUUUACCAGACCUAACUUGAAUGCAGACAAUCCUGAACCCUUGAGAGCUAAUGAUUUUGCUACAAAAGAUGAUAAUUCGAGCGCCUCUCCUGAUUACACAAAUCCAGGCGCAAACAAUGGUCAUGAUCCUGGCCACCACGGUUUUAAAAUACAAUUGAACGAUCCCGAACAUAUUUCGAGAGCGGCAGUCGAAGAUAAAGACGAUGAAUCCAAGAUUUCUCCUGAUUAUACACCGCCAGGCGCAAACAAUGCUCAUACUCCCCCACAUCGAAGGAAUACAAAAGCUGAUGAUUACGAUGAUAAUGGGGAUGACUUCGGUGGCGAUUACUCAGACUACGGCGCAAACGGAGCGAGCCUUCCCGGAGUUAUUUCGAAAGCGGAAGUCGAAGGUGCUGGUGAUGUUGCUAACCGUGACUAUAUAUACACACAAUGAGAUGAAAA